UUUUACUACGUAGUCUUUCUAUUUGCGGCUUUUAUUGGUGCCUCUGUUCGUGGGACUCGUCGUCGUGGUCGUCGUCGGGUUUUUGUGUUGUAUAUUGGAACAGAAGAAACAGUUGAAAAAUUAUCAUAAACCUCUCACGAAAGUCCUGAGUGCUGUUUUGAUUCCUUUAAGAGCGGUGUACGCGGUUUGCGGUUCUCGGUAUCUGGUAGAUACGUUUUUUGGUCUUUUUAACGAAUUCGUGUUGUGUGCACAAUCCUAUGUCGCAUAUACAUACCAACAAUUUUAAUUACAUACAUAUGGGUACCUAGGUACAUACAUACAUGUAUUUGUAUGCAAAAAUGUGCAGUUCAAACUAAAGAAGGAGCUGCAGCAUCCGCAGUGCUUCUUCGUUGGGCAUGUGUAACGUAUUACGUGUGCGUACCUUGUACCUAUGAACGAAACACAUACUAACAACGCGUUUGGCACUUGACCUAUUUUGGCAUUACCUAACUUUAUACAAAGGACUACAAAAUGGGAAUCGAAUUGAUAGAUAGAGCAUCCUUCGAUUAAAGGACGCAAACUGUCAUCUCUAUAAAACGGACGUUUUCAUAUAUAUUUUAGGAAAUGCAAGUGGAAAGUAAAGAAAUCCCACUGAUAAGUAGUUCCUUCACAUACGCGCCUGAAGUAGAUUCUUCAAUUAUUUUACAACUAACUCCCACACGAGCCACAAAAGAACUAAGCAGAAUUCUAAACGUUAUCAUCGAAUUUGCAGAACUUAUCCUUCAAGAGAAGAAACCGAAUAAGAGUGAAAGUAAUAGUAAAAGUCGUCUAAUGGCAUCUAAAGUGGAUAUUAACUUGGCCACAACAGUUGGUACAGUGCCGCCUCCAUCGUCAUUUUUGAGCAGUACGCCUCCAGUUAGUGGUAGCAACUAUGCCUCUCUUCUACCGGAAUCGAAUAGAAAACGCCAAAAAUUGUCCACCACGAAUCAAGAAGAAUCCAACAGUUGCGAUGGUAAUACCAAUCCUAAAUUGGAUGCAACUAAAUCGGACAUAAAGUCUGAGGAUUAUCAAGAAAUAGACACUAUCGAAAGGACAUUGAAUGUAGAUAUUUUAGAGAAGAACACAUCAUCCAAAAAUGAGUGCUAUGUCGCGCCAGAGCAAGCUUUGGUGACAAGCGUAGAGCUAGUGGUUCCAGCUCCUCCUCCGGCAGGAGACUUAGAGUUGGAGUCAAAGCCUAACGCUGAUGGUCUGUAUAAUAGCUCUAGUAGUAGUUCCUGCGAUUCGUCAAGAUUAUUAUUAUUACCAAACGAUAAAAUUGAUGGUUGUGUAAAUGACUCUUCUUCCAGUUUGAAUAUAAGAAUUCCUACUAAAUUAGCAUUAACAACGACAACAACGGGUGAUAUUCUGCUGUCCGAUAGGAGAUCUUCACUGUGGACACCUCACCAAGAUCAGUCUGGCAACACCCCGGAUGACACCAACAAGCCAGAGAUUGUAAAUCAUGUAAGUCCCGAGUUGCCAUAUCAACUGCAUCAUCGGCACUCUGAACUUUUGCUUCAAAUCGAAAAGGAUAACACGGAAACAGGAGCUUUUCCAGUGCCAUUGCAUCAGCAUGUCCAACAUAACGCUCCAACACAGGAGCAACAAUAUGGACGAUCAACGGAUGCCAAUUCUAUAGAUGGCCAUUUGCGCAAUAGUUUUUAUGCUCAGAUGUUGCAGCAGCAACACUUUCAACAACAAAAUCAACACCAACAACAAAGUAUGCAUGAGCAGAGUCUGAGACACCAGCAACAGAAUGCAACAAGUUACGACAACUAUAAUGCUCCAUUAUUUCAUAACGGUCCAUUAUUUGGUACACCACAAAGUGAUCAUCAUCUUCGCCAGCAGCAACAACAAACAUUGGAAGGUCACGGGUUACUAGAUCAAUCGGCAUCUGUUUCUCACCAGCAACACCAACAGCAAAUACAGCAGCAUCACCAACAGCAACUGCAUAAUCAAAAUCAGCAUCAACACCAACUCCAACAGCAACAUCAACAACAACAUCAACAACUUCACCAGCAACAUCAACAGCAACAUCCACAGCAAAAUCAACAUCAGCACCACCACCAACAACACCACCAUCAUCUUCAACAGCAUCAUAUUCAACAACAGCAGAAGCAACAGCAAGAGCAUCACCAAAAACGACAAUUGCACGAAACCUAUAACGAUCUCAUUAUGGAAGAUUUUCACGAGGAACCCAGCUCGACCUAUAAACUAACACUUUCACCGAACAACGUUAAAUCCGAAAAUCAAGACGAUGGAUAUGAGACAAGUGCCGGCGAUGUUCUAACCCCAAACUCGCACAGUUCGUCGACCAAUUCGGUGACGCCGCAGCAUCAAAUGCCACAACAUCUAAGCAUCGGAAUAAUGUCUCACAUUUCCAACCAGAAGAAAUCCGAUGACCAACUGUUGUUGCUAUCAAAGAAUCCCAUCAACAACGAUUCAGGUGCUCCCCCCACAACACCCCUUGCUCAUUCUCAUGGUCUUGAUCUGGGCAUGUCGACGGCACAAUCUGCCCAAUGCCCAAAUCCCACCACAACUGCCGUUGAUCCAUUCAGUUUUAUGGGUGAGGAAAUGCGCAGCGUGCUUUCAUCGCCGGCAGCCCAUCAUCGACACAUGGAGAGUACAGCUUUAGGACCUCCGACGUGUUAUCCGACAGAAUCAGGGUCAGGAAUAGAGACAGGGCCAUUAUCAGUGCCAAGUGCCGGUGAAGAUAUUUUUCAGCAUCCGCCGCAACAUGUUAAAAAUAAUGCAGAAAACUCGAAUAACUCCAAGCCAACGCCAAAAAAAAGGGGACGAAAGAAAAAAAUGGUUACUAUAACUGAAGGUACGACUGAAGCAGCCAUGACAGUGCAAGUAACUAAUCAGGACGCCCUUCCUCCUGUUAGCGAAGAUUCCUCUGGUGAUCUGCUACAAACUCUAAAACCGAAGGAACGGAAAAAGCACGAUCGUUUUAAUGGCAUGUCCGAAGAUGAGGUCAUCAAAAGGACAAUACCCGAUCAUCUGUGUGAUAAUCUUGAUAUCGUUAUAGUCGGUAUAAACCCUGGUUUAUUUGCUGCUUACAAGGGCCAUCACUAUGCAGGGCCUGGCAAUCAUUUCUGGAAAUGCCUUUACUUAGCGGGUCUCACCCAAGAGCAAAUGAGCGCCGAUGAAGAUCAUCAAUUGCUUAAGCAGGGCAUAGGUUUUACGAAUAUGGUGGCUCGGGCCACUAAAGGUUCAGCUGAUCUAACGCGAAAAGAAAUCAAAGAGGGAAGUCGGAUUCUUUUGGAAAAGUUGCAAAGAUUUCGUCCGAAAAUUGCCGUCUUUAAUGGGAAGUUAAUAUUUGAGGUCUUUUCCGGCAAAAAGGAAUUUCAUUUCGGCAGACAAUCAGAUCGUGUAGAUGGCACUGAUACCUACAUUUGGGUAAUGCCAUCAUCAUCGGCGAGAUGCGCUCAAUUGCCACGCGCCGCCGAUAAAGUACCAUUUUAUGCAGCAUUAAAAAAAUUCCGUGACUUCUUAAAUGGUUUAAUACCACAAAUUGAUGAAUCAGAGUGCGUGUUUACAGAUCAGCGGAUUAGACAGUGUAGCGAGCAACAGCAGCAGAAUAUAGACAACAAAGGCAAUCAGUCUGCACUCUCCUUUGUAGAUAAUUGUGGCAGCUCAACCUCUAUUGCUGGGGACUGUGGGGGUAAUCCUGACGUUCCAGAUCCCUUACCUUCUAAUAAAUUAAUGCCAUCGCACAUGAUUUCGAACGAUAAUCCUUAUAACAACGAUACGGCAGAUAGUCCCAUGAGACAUCCAAGCAAUUCUACAUCGUAUCUGACAGUGUUUGGACACCAAUCCCUUCCGCAGCCACAACCCGUGGAGAAAAAAAAACGUGGUCGUCCCAAAAAAAUAAAGGGACAGCAAGAGCUAAUUAUGGAUCAUCGUGCGCCUCAGUAUAACCAUCAUCAUGACUUCAAUAAUAUACUUAAUCUCUCUGUGGUUGAAACACCCAAAAAGAAACGUGGCAGGCCAAAGAAACUAAAGCCCACCGCUAGCCUUGAUAGUAUAUUGGACAACAACAAGCAGUUGUCAAACACCAGCAACCCAUUGUCUGCUGCAGUACAUUCACUGGAUCAACACACAACAACAACAACAACGGAUGCCUCGCCCCCACAAGGCAACAAUCAUCAGCAAUUGCCGCCCAGUCUGUACAAUACUCCGCCACCAUCGCACAUCCUGUACACCGCAUCGGCCUCACCGAUGGCCUCACCCGCCUGUAAUUAUACGCAGGUUCAUACCCACGGGACUCCCACUGCGGUGGGUGUCCAGGGGGCGUCUCCCAAUGAUCAUUUAUUAUUGGUAAAGCACGGAUCUUCUCAUGAGCAACAACCGCAUUUGGGCGAAACGCCGCCACCUAGUUCCCCGAAUAUGUGCGGUGCAGUAGACUUCGAGCAGCUGCCGGAGAAUCAGUCAGAGUCCAAAAAGGUUACAGCGCUGACUGUGGAAAAGGAGGAGUACAAUGACAGUCCCUCACAUGAUCCAGACACAGCCCAAAUCCAAGUUCCAGUCCAUUCAAAUGAAAAUCACUAUCACCAGCAAUGGCUUUCGUCUCCGCAUCAUCAUAGUCCUCAAAGCAAACAGUUGCCUCCCCCACAAAUACAGCAUUAUCAUCAGCAGGAACAGACGGAACAUUGGCAGCGUGGUUACGAGGAACAGAACCCCCAGAAUCAACCCAAUCCCUAUUUAUUAAUCUCUUCCGCACACCAACCUAAUCAACACUUAAGUCCAAGGAACACCAACUUUGGUUCUGAUGUGGCCCGCAAGAGCUUGUGUGGCUUGGAGUCAUUAGUUGAUCAAAUCCCUGCCAUCAGAGAGCAUGAUGAGUCCAUGUCAGCGACGGCGCAAGCGGCAGCUGCUGCUGUUGAAAGUCGCUUAUUAGGUUUGCAGCAACAGCAACACCAAGGUAAACGCUGCAGUCAAGAUGAAGAGUCCUCUGGCACUUCCGAUAAUAACAAUGUGAUUAGUAAUAACAACUUUUCGGUCUCGAGUCUUGUGGCUGUCAAAACGGAUAACGAUAAUCUAUAUCUCAAUAACAGUGGUGAACACCGUGGAAACGCAGGUGAAAAUCACGCAAACACCAACACCAACAUGGAAUAUUAUCAUCAUCAGCAUCAUGUCGUGACUCCUCAUCUGAUUAAUAGUUCAGAGCCAAAUCUCCAGCAUUCACAUGGAUUUUCUUCUCACUCUCAUCCGCAUUCUUCUCCUCACACUCAUUCUUCUCCUCAUUCACAUCCCUCUCCCCACUCACAUCCUUCUCCCCAUCCUAAUGCACAUCCCCACUCAUCUCCUCACUCACAUCCCAUGUAUAUGGAGCUCAACCACUUGAGCCACAUCCCCACACUGAAUGUAAACUCGACAGUUUACGCUUCAACAGCCUAUGGCUCACAUCUGCAACAUAGCACAGGAUCAGGGUCAGGAUCAGGGGAAUACACAACAGGAGCUAGCCAUCAUGGACAUUUUAGUCCAGUUCAGGUUCAGUGUUCCUCAACGAGCUCUACACCAACCCUACAUGUACCGAGCCCCAAUUAUCCUUUUCAUCAUCAUCCUUACGGAGGCCAUACGGCACCACAAGCCUCCUAUCCAAGUUAUGUACACCCCUCGCAUCAUGGUCACCAUCACCCGCCGCCACCACCACAUCAUCAUCCUCUGAGCGUUUUUGAUCACUUGAAACCGUCCGAUAUUGGUGGUUAUGGCAGUUUUUGAUUAAAAAUCGACAAAGAACUAAUGAAACUUGAAGCGGAAACUGAAUCAUCGCAACGAUCUAUCGAAUAUACAGGCUUGAAUGUGGCUCUUUAAUCGUUAAUCGUCAAUCGAUUAUAUUUAAUCGCAAAUAUCCGGCGUAAAAAAAAACGGCCUCAACCCAAAUUGUCGCAUCUCCAGCAAUAUUUAUCAAUCUCCGGCCUUGCCGACCCUUUCUACUUUUUAAAGAACAUUUUUUAGAGUUUUAGACCUUAUAUAAAAUAUAAAAAAUAUAGAAAAAUAAGAAUAACCAAAGACUCCGCCUAAUAUAUAUAAUUUUUUAAGCGUUACAUUACAUUACAAUAAUAAAUACUACAUAUAUAACAAUAACGAUAACGAUAUUAUAUACGUAAACAUACAGGAAAAACUAAAAUAUGAUUAUAAGUACUUAAUUAUUAUUUAACUCAAAAGGAUUUACAAAUAAUAAAACAAGAAGACAACAUAGUUUACCCGUAAAUCGAAAAUAAAGAAAAUUUCUUAAGAA
Drosophila kikkawai is the source of this 6262-nucleotide messenger RNA. RefSeq names its product Thymine DNA glycosylase (gene Tdg). Lineage: Eukaryota; Metazoa; Arthropoda; Insecta; Diptera; Drosophilidae. The record is from RefSeq and is a predicted model, not a curated record. Gene Ontology annotation, cellular component: nucleus. Gene Ontology annotation, molecular function: pyrimidine-specific mismatch base pair DNA N-glycosylase activity; DNA binding; uracil DNA N-glycosylase activity. Gene Ontology annotation, biological process: base-excision repair, AP site formation.